AUGGGAGGUGGGGUGAAGUGACGUCAUAUCACACGCCGGCUUCUGAUUGGCUGUCGAGUCUCACCCGACACAGCUUGCCAAAUGUCUAGCCUAGAGGAGCAAUAUUGGAGUUGCUCUCGUGCACCUCAGUUGGAACGCGAACAGUCGUCGUCACCAUCUUCUACGACCAACUGGUGGGCGUCCAAAGGCGAGGAAAUGAUGUCCAUCAUCACAUCGGUUCUGAGCAGCGCUUAUGCCUCGCUGCACCGCCACCGGACAUUCAACUUGAUCCGCCGCGGUCUGGUGCUUUUCGCCGUCGGUGUGAUCCUUGCCCUGGUGCUCAAUUUAUUGCAAAUCCAACGGAACGUCACGCUCUUCCCCGAGGAGGUGAUGACCACCUUGUUCUCGUCAGCCUGGUGGAUCCCGCCGUGCUGCGGUACAGGGGCAGCUGUAGUGGGCCUGCUGUACCCGUGUCUCGAUAGCCAUCUUGGUGAGCCGCACAAGUUCAAGCGGGAAUGGGCGAGCGUCAUGAGGUGCAUCGCAGUCUUCGUGGGCAUCAACCACGCCAGCGUUAAACUGGACAUUGACAACAGUGUUCAGCUGUCGCUCACCCUAGCCGCCCUGUCACUCGGCCUGUGGUGGACCUUCGACCGCUCGCGUAGCGGGUUCGGCUUGGGCGUCACCACAGCCUUCCUUGCCACAGUCUUUACUCAGCUUCUGGUCUACAACGGCGUCUAUCAGUACACGUCUCCAGACUUCUUGUACGUACGCUCCUGGCUGCCUUGUAUUUUCUUCUCCGGCGGCGUCACCGUAGGAAACAUCGGACGCCAACUGGCCAUGGGUGGUGUCGAGAAGCCGCACAGCGACUGA
This is a messenger RNA of Nerophis lumbriciformis (worm pipefish), 849 nucleotides long. NCBI's taxonomy places the organism in Eukaryota, Metazoa, Chordata, Actinopteri, Syngnathiformes, Syngnathidae. The record is from RefSeq and is a predicted model, not a curated record.